UAUUAAUUAUUUAUUAAUGAUGUAGUGAUCGUAGGUUUCCGGAGGUCUUCGGAAAGGUUCGAGUAGGUCGUCCCGUGGCUGACUGCGGGAGACCCCAGAUUCAGAAGUGUUGUCAGCCAUCGUUGUAAGUAAACCAGGUCGAGUACCCAGCUCAAUGCAGUAUUGCAUAAUAUACUGACUUGACGAACUGACAGCCCUUGUACGUGAGUAGAAAACAAGGUAGAUAGAACAACUACACCUGAGAUGGCCAGUUCAGAUGACCUCACAAUUGUGUUGCCAACACAGGAUGAAUCUGAAGACGAGAGGAUAGAGGUUAUCACCUCAGAAGGUAUUCCACAGGCAAUCAACUCAGCUACCCUUGAUCUCCGUAUAGAUGAUGCCAAAGAAAUAUUUGUUGAAACGGAGAGCUUCAGGAAUGUGAAAAGGAAACUGAAGGAUUUUGGUCAUGUCACCAUCUGUGGUGCUUCAGGGGAAGGUAAAACUACAGCAGCUCUCGUGCUGGGUUCACAGUACAGACAACAGGGGUACAAACUUGCAUUUGUGGACAGAAUUGAACAGUUUGACUUGGAUAGCUUCUUGAGCUCAUCACCAAGAGUAUUUCUGAUCGUAGAUGAUAUGUUUGGUACUGUUGGAUUAUCUGCAGAUGUUUCACAGCUUACAACAAUUCUCAAUACACUUUAUCAACACUUACAACACUGCAAAAAAGAAUCUGAGAAACGAAAGCAGCAACCUAAGAAAGAAAGUAAAAAUGAAAGUAAAACGAGUGGAGUUUCUGACCCAAAAGAACAUCCCACAAAGGAUAUUCGUGUUAUCUUCACAUCCAAGACAUAUAACUUCCAUGCUGGACUUGCCCAGCUGCAGUAUGAGAGAUUUGCACUGUUCAAGAGUCAAACAGUAAUGGAUUUAACAACUCAGAAGCAGCACCGGUAUACUGAAGCAGAGAAAAAGGCUAUAUAUGAACACCAUAGGAAUCGACACAGAGAAUCUUCUGGUGAAGAUUGUGAAGAUCUACCUGACUAUGAAGACUUGGACACAGAUUCAAAUACUUUUGGAAUUCCUCUUACUUGUAAACUUUUUUUUGAAUUUUCAUCUUUUACCCGAAAUGCAAAGACAUUUUUCAAGGAACCUCUACUUUAUCUCACGCUAGAACUUCGAAAAUUACUGAAAUCCAACACUGAUCGAUCUGCCAUAUUAAUUCUAAUGCUACUGUGUGAGGAUAAGUUAGAUUUGGCCAAGUUGCAAGCAGACGGCAAGGACCAGAAACUGGACAUCAUGGUCAGAACUGUUUUAGAGUUACGGCCAAAAGCUUCACGUUUAGGAAUGCACGAAACGGCAACGACUUUUAGAGGAACAUUCUUUACCCGUGGUGAUGUUGUUGGAUUUGCCCAUUCCUCGAUAUCUGACGCUUGCGCUUGUUCGUUGUUUGACAUCAGUCCAACAUUUGUGCUGACUCAUUGCAGUGACAAUUUUAUAUAUGAGCGUGUGCAGCCACAGCCAGUAGAGGAAACCAUAAUUGAUGAUCAUCUCCACCUGAUCUAUGUCUCAGAAGCAUAUCAUGACAUCCUCACUACACGAUUUGCUGAGUCAAUAAAGAAUGGUCAGUUUUCAAAAUCAGUGACACACCCCAUUCUCCAACAAGAACAAGUAGCUCUUCAAUUACUUGAGAAACUACAACAUGAUGGAUCCAUGGACAAAUGCUGGGUCCACAAGAGAGAAAAGGAGCAUUGCUUUUUGUUUUGGGCAGUUCUUGGACAUAAUAACAAUUUUGUCUUUGAAAUAGAAAACAUAACCCGAGAAGAAUUGACACAAGCAGAGAUCAGUGAAGCAAUGUUAGGUUGUGUGUUAAAAAAUAACCUGACCGCAUUAAAGUGGCUUUUCUCCAGAAGUGAAAGUCCAGACAUUGGUAUUAACAGUUUGCUUUGGCUGGCAGCUGCAACUGGGAGUUCGGAAGUACUUGUUUAUCUAAUAGAAAAUGGUGCCAAUGUAUCAAGUACUGAUGCAGACAAGAGAACCAUCAUACACCUAGCAUGCAUGGCAGGACAUGCGAAGACACUAACGGUAUUAAAAGAACACGACAUCAAACACUUUAAUGAUGAGUUGAAGGAUAAAGUGAUGAACUCUACAGAUAAUGAAGGCAGGACUCCUCUUAUGGUUGCAGCACUCACAGGAUCUAAUGAUUGCUAUCAGGUAUUGCAAUCAAUAUCAAACAAGAAAACCAAAGACUACAAUGGAGAUGACAUAGUUCAGCUAGCCUGUAUGGGUGGCAACGAGGCUAUAGUACAACAUCUUGUGUCCUCUUCAAAUACAUGUAUCAAUACUAGAGGGUGGAUAUAUGGGUGGACUCCCGUAAUGAUGGCAGCCUUCAAAGGACAGCAAAGUGUGUUUGACCUCCUAGUAUCUAAAGAUGCUGACCUGACACAGGUGGACAAAAACGGCAAUGGUUUACUUUAUGUUGCCUGUUGUGGCGGUAACACGGCCAUAGUACAAUAUCUUGUGUCCUCUUCAAAUACAUGUAUCAAUACUAGAGGACAGUAUGGGAGGACUCCUGUAAUGAUGGCAGCCUUCAACGGACACCAAAGUGUGUUUGACCUCCUUGUAUCUAAAAAUGCUGACCUGACACUGGUGAACAACAACGGUGAUAGUUUACUUCAUCUUGCCUGUUAUGGUGGUAACACUGCCAUAGUACAAUAUCUUGUGUCCCCUUCAAAUGUCAAUACUAGAGGACAGAACGGGUGGACUCCUGUAAUGAUAGCAGCCGUCAAAGGACAUCAAAGUGUGUUUGACCUCCUGGUAUCUAAACAUGCUGACCUGACACUGGUGGACAACAACGGUGAUAGUUUACUUCAUCUUGCCUGUUAUGGUGGUAACACUGCCAUAGUACAAUAUCUUGUGUCCCCUUCAAAUGUCAAUACUAGAGGACAAAACGGGUUGACUCCUGUAAUGAUGGCAGCCUUCAAAGGACAUCAAAGUAUGUUUUACCUCCUGGUAUCUAAAAAUGCUGACCUGACACUGGUGGACAACAACGGUGAUAGUUUACUUCAUAAUGCCUGUUUUGGUGGUAACACCGCCAUAGUACAAUAUCUUGUGUCCCCUUCAAAUGUCAAUACUAGAGGACAAAACGGGUUGACUCCUGUAAUGAUGGCAGCUGCCAAAGGACAUCAAAGUAUGUUUGACCUCCUGGUAUCUAAAGAUGCUGACCUGACACUGGUGGACAACAACGGUGAUAGUUUACUUCUGAUUGCCUGCAAAGGCGGUGACACCGCCAUAGUACAAUAUGUUGUGUCUCCUUCAAAUGUCAAUACGAGAGGACAGAACGGAUGGACUCCUGUAAUGAUUGCAGCCGUCAAAGGACAUCAAAGUGUGUUUGACCUCCUAGUAUCUAAAGAUGCUGACCUGACACUGGUUGACAACAACGGUGAUAGUUUACUUCAUAAUUCCUGUUUUGGUGGUAACAACGCCAUAGUACAAUAUCUUGUGUCUCCUUCAAAUGUCAAUACCAGAGGACAGAACGGAUGGACUCCUGUAAUGAUGGCAGCCGUCAAAGGACAUCAAAGUGUGUUUGACCUCCUGAUAUCUAAAGAUGCUGACCUGACACUGGUAGACAACGACGUUGAUAGUUUACUUCAUCUUGCCUGUUAUGGUGGUGACACCGCCAUAGUACAAUAUCUUGUGUCCCCUUCAAAUGUCAAUACUAGAGGACAGUGUGGGUGGACUCCUGUAAUGAUGGCAGCCUUCAAAGGACAUCAAAGUAUGUUUGACCUCCUGGUAUCUAAAAAUGCUGACCUGACACUGGUGGACAACACCGGUGAUAGUUUACUUCUCAAUGCCUGUUUUGGUGGUAACACUGCCAUAGUACAAUAUCUUGUGUCCCCUUCAAAUGUCAAUACUAGAGGACAGUAUGGGUGGACUCCUGUAAUGAUGGCAGCCUUCAAAGGACACCAAAGUGUGUUUGACCUCCUGGUAUCUAAACAUGCUGACCUGACACUGGUGGACAACAACGGUGAUAGUUUACUUCAUAUUGCCUGCAAUGGCGGUGACACCGCCAUAGUACAAUAUCUUGUGUCCCUUUCAAAUGUCAAUACUAGAGGACAGAAUGGGAGGACUCCUGUAAUGAUGGCAGCCUCCAAAGGACACCAAAGUGUGUUUGAACUCCUGAUAUCUAAAGAUGCUGACCUGACACUGGUAGACAACAAUGGCAAUAGUUUACUUCAUCUUGCCUGCAAUGGCGGAAACACGGCCAUAGUACAAUAUCUUGUGUCCCCAUCAAAUAUCAAUACUAGAGGACAGAACGAGUGGACUCCUGUAAUGAUGGCAGCCAUGAAAAGACAUCAAAUUGUGUUUGACCUCCUUGUAUCUAAAAAUGCUGACCUGACACUGGUGGACAAAGACGGUGAUAGUUUACUUCAUAUUGCCUGCAAUGACGGUGACACCGCCAUAGUACAAUAUCUUGUUUCCCCAUCAAAUAUCAAUACUAGAGGACAGUAUGGGAGGACUCCUGUGAUGAUGGCAGCCUUCAAAGGACACCAAAGUAUGUUUGACCUCCUGGUAUCUAAAGAUGCUGACCUGACACUGAUGGACAAAGACGGUGAUAGUUUACUUCAUAAUGCCUGUUUUGGUGGUAACACCGCCAUAGUACAGUAUCUUGUUUCCCCUUCAAAUGUCAAAACUAGAGGACAGUAUGGGUGGACUCCUGUAAUGAUGGCAGCCGUCAAAGGACAUCAAAGUGUGUUUGACCUCCUGGUAUCUAAACAUGCUGACCUGACACUGGCGGACAACAACGGUGAUAGUUUACUUCAUCUUGCCUGCAAUGGCGGUGACACUGCCAUAGUACAAUAUCUUGUUUCCCCAUCAAAUAUCAAUACUAGAGGACAGUAUGGGAGGACUCCUGUGAUGCUGGCAGCCUUCAAAGGACACCAAAGUAUGUUUGACCUCCUGGUAUCUAAACAUGCUGACCUGACACUGGUGGACAAAGACGGUGAUAGUUUACUUCAUAAUGCCUGUUUUGGUGGUAACACUGCCAUAGUACAAAAUCUUGUUUCCCCAUCAAAUAUCAAUACUAGAGGACAGUAUGGGUGGACUCCUGUAAUGCUGGCAGCCUUCAAAGGACACCAAAGUGUGUUUGACCUCCUGAUAUCUAAACAUGCUGACCUGACACUGGUGGACAAAGACGGCAAUGGUGUACUUCAUCUUGCCUGUUAUGGUGGUAACACCGCCAUAGUACAAUAUCUUGUGUCCCCUUCAAAUGUCAAUACUAGAGGACAGUAUGGGAGGACUCCUGUAAUGAAGGCAGCCUCCAAAGGACACCAAAGUGUGUUUGACCUCCUGAUAUCUAAAGAUGCUGACCUGACACUGGUGGACAACAACGGUGAUAGUUUACUUCAUAUUGCCUGCCAUGUCGGUGACACCGCCAUAGUACAAUAUCUUGUGUCCCUUUCAAAUGUCAAUACUACAGGACAGUAUGGGAGGACUCCUGUAAUGAUGGCAGCCUCCAAAGGACACCAAAGUGUGUUUGACCUCCUGAUAUCUAAAGAUGCUGACCUGACACUGGUGGACAAAGACGGCAAUGGUUUAUUUCAUCUUGCCUGUUAUGGUGGUAACACCGCCAUAGUACAAUACCUUGUGUCCCCUUCAAAUGUCAAUACUAGAGGACAGAACGGGUGGACUCCUGUAAUGAUGGCAGCCUUCAAAGGAUAUCAAAGUGUGUUUGACCUCCUGGUAUCUAAACAUGCUGACCUGACACUGGUGGACAAAGACGGUGAUAGUUUACUUCAUCUUGCCUGCAAAGGCGGUGACACCGCCAUAGUACAAUAUCUUGUGUCCCCUUCAAAUAUCAAUACUAGAGGACGGAACGGGUGGACUCCUGUAAUGAUGGCAUGCAUCAAAGGACAUCAAAGUGUGUUUGACCUCCUAGUAUCUAAAGAUGCUGACCUGACACUGGUGGACAACAACGGUGAUAGUUUACUUCAUGAUGCCUGUUUUGGUGGUAACACCGCCAUAGUACAAUAUGUUGUGUCCCCUUCAAAUGUCAAUACUAGAGGACAGUAUGGGUGGACUCCUGUAAUGCUGGCAGCCUUCAAUGGACAUCAAAGUGUGUUUGACCUCCUAGUAUCUAAAGAUGCUGACCUGACACUGGUAGACAACGACGUUGAUAGUUUACUUCAUCUUGCCUGCUAUGGUGGUAACACCGCCAUAGUACAGUAUGUUGUGUCCCCUUCAAAUGUCAAUACUAGAGGACAGAACGGGUGGACUCCUGUAAUGAUGGCAGCCUUCAAAGGACACCAAAGUGUGUUUGACCUCCUAGUAUCUAAAAAUGCUGACCUGACACUGGUGGACAAAGACGGCAAUGGUUUACUUCAUCUUGCCUGUUGUGGUGGUAACACCGCCAUAGUACAAUAUUUGUGUCCCUUUCAAAUAUCAAUACUAGAGGACAGUAUGGGUGGACUCCUGUAAUGCUGGCAGCCUUCAAUGGAUAUCAAAGUGUGUUUGACCUCCUGGUAUCUAAAAAUGCUGACCUGACACUGGUGGACAACAACGGUGAUAGUUUACUUCAUAAUGCCUGUUUUGGUGGUAACACCGCCAUAGUACAAUAUGUUGUGUCCCCUUCAAAUGUCAAUACUAGAGGACAGUAUGGGUGGACUCCUGUAAUGCUGGCAGCCUUCAAUGGACAUCAAAGUGUGUUUGACCUCCUAGUAUCUAAAGAUGCUGACCUGACACUGGUAGACAACGACGUUGAUAGUUUACUUCAUCUUGCCUGCUAUGGUGGUAACACUGCCAUAGUACAAUAUCUUGUGUCCCCUUCAAAUGUCAAUACUAGAGGACAGAACGGGUGGACUCCUGUAAUGAUGGCAGCCUUCAAUGGACAUCAAAGUGUGUUUGACCUCCUAGUAUCUAAAAAUGCUGACCUGACACACUGGAUAGCAAUGAUAAUAGUUUACUGGAUAAUACCUUUAGUCAGAUCAAGACAGCGAUAGUAUAACAACAGCGUCCCCUGCGUUCAUUGUUAAAUCGAUUUAGGUAUUUCUUGUAUAAUGUGAGAGUUUGCUGACACGUAAGCAUCGAACAUUGGGGUCUCUAAUCUGCUGUUUACAAUCACCAGUGUGUUUGUUGACACGUAAGCAUCGAACAUUGGGGUCUCUAAUCUGCUGUUUGUUUACAGUGACUCCAUCUUUUCAUUCCAAACAUCUCCUAACAUACACCACAUCUUUGCUGCGUCAUAAGAGUGGCGUCAUUUAUAUGUCAUUGUCAGUUACACUGAAGAGCUGUCAUGAGGCAUAAUUGUUUUAUGGACACAAUGUUGUUAUAACUUUUGAUGACUUCAUGUGUUUCUUAAAAGUCACUAAUUUACACGUAGGGGGGUUUGUGAACACAUGAAUACCCCGGGUAAUACAAAUAAAUCUUCAUAAAGUUGAGUAGUAUUGAAUUACAUGUACACGUUUUCGUCGGUGCAAAAUAUAAGGAAAAAUGUGCAUGUGCUUUAAAAGUGUGAGUGAGUGAGUUUGGUUUUACGCCGUUUUUAGCAAUAUUCCAGCAAUAUCACGGCGGGGGACACCAGAAAUGGCUUUAAAAGAGACUGGAUUUAAAGUAAAUAUAUGUAUUCUUCAUUCAGUCUUUACGCUCACUACCCUGGUACAAUAUUGUAACAUUCCUGAGGCGUAAUGUCGCGUAUUGCUUGUAUAUGAUAAUGUGAACUGUUACAGGUCAAUCCAAAUGCGUAGGUCAAGGUCAUUAUUGUCAAGGUCAUCAAAAACGGAAUAUUCAUUGUUUAUAUAUUUCCAUGUCACUGUAUGUUAGUAUUUUUUAGUUGUUCAACCUUGGUCCUCUAUGGAAUUACAAUUGGUUGAAUAGAGUGAGUGAGUUGGGUUUAACGCCGCUUUUAACAGUAUUCCAGUUAUAUGCCGCUUUUAACAGUAUUCCAGUUAUAUCGCGGCCUGUCAGCUUAAUGUGGGAGGAAAGCCCGAAUCGAUGCAGGUCUCAGACGUUUACCACUUCUGUGAAACCCACGAGCACGGGUAUGGUGCUGACAAACCUAGAAACAUAAUCGGGGCGAACCGGGAUUCGAACCCACAAUCAUAGGUUUAUGGCGUGCCCAAGGGACGCAACUCUGCACAGCGAAUCGCGGCGCCUUAGACGACUGGGCCACCCAUGCCCCCGGUUGUAUAGAAUAAGAGGGAGAUUAGGUGUGGAUGUAAUACUACAAAAUGUAAUAUAACUGUUUAUAAAUAAUGGUAAAUUCAUUCUCUUUUGGUCUGGCUUUUAUUGUAUCAUCAUUUCAGAUGUCUUUAAAGAAGUUAUUUUUUCACAUUUUCAUGCGUGUGUGUCUUGUGUGUAUAUCCAGGCAAUAAUGCAAUGUCUCACACAAAGAAACGUGAAAACACUUUAUGAAUGCCUCAUUACACUGUUUCUGGAUUUAUUUUACUGCUUAUCAUUAUGGUGAGUGAGUGAGUGAGUUGGGUUUAACGCCGCUUUUAACAGUAUUCCAGUUAUAUUGUAACAGUGCUAAAAUUGCUAUAUUUUAUUCAACUUUUUGUGAAAUUCGCCUUCAAUUCAUAAGUUGUCGGUUAACCAUUUAAGACCUGUUGGUACAUACUAGCGAUAAGAAAUUGCAUCUAGCACUUCAGAUUUACGCCGCCACGAUCAGGUCGGCGGGCGAGGCUUUAAUUACAUGUUGAAUAACAACUGGUAGUGGUCAGCGCGUUCGGCACUUACCAGUGUACCGUUAUCAGCUAUUUAGCGUCAACUGACCAAACUAGAAAAUUGAAAACGCGAAACCAAACACAAGCUGAGUGAUUCUAUCGGCAUUUAUAAUAACUUUCCAAACUGACCGUGGGCUUUGGCUAUUAACAGACCAAACCCAUCAUACAAAAUUGUAUAACAUGUCCAGUCUUUAUUAGUCCAAAGUCUAAAAUUUCAAACUGGACAUGCUCGUGUAGACUUGCCUUCAGAUUAACAAAGGAGGUCUCAGGUAUAAAUAUAGGGGGAAAUCGACUGUUAGUCAUUCCUGCUUUGCCUGAGAACUUCUCUCUGUUUGUCUUUGAAGGUAAGUCACUUUUACUUGUUACUUUGGCAUUUAGGUUGAACUUUGCUUAAAAUUGUCUUUUAAAAUUGUCUUUAAUUUUGUAUGAAUAUCUUGCUUGAACAAUGAACUUAUACUCUAUGUAUUCGAAAUGCCGUGCGAAUCUAAGCUGCAUAUUAUUCAAGUUUUACUGAUACAAAUUAACUACAGUACUUUAUAUGCGUGCGUCGCAUGUAGAAAUAUUACUAUUCCACAAUCAGUGUUCGUUUCCCACAUGUUUAUUUAUCGGGUUAAAACUACUAGGCAAAUACAUUUGUAAUUAGUAAUCACAGGUGUCGUGGAUGCUUCAUAAUUAUCAUGUUUUAAUGUGAAUAGCGUGCAUUAUAAUAAUGUAUGAAUUAUUUGUCCAUGUAUCGGUAGGACCACCAUUCAUAUGUGUGUCGUGUUUUUUACCUUAUUGUAUGCUGUAUCGUUAGUAGAGUGGUUUUAUAAUGCAACAACGUUAAAUGCGUCAAUAUGCAUUAACAUGAUCCAGUUACUCGAUAUAAUUUACGUUAUGUAUAUUUGUUUGCGUUCUUAUGCCUGAUAAAUACGGUUCAAGAAUAUAACUUAUAUCCGAUGUUCAUGCAUCAAAUAUAUUCUUUAUAUACAAAACCAGAUCAGUGCAAGUACAGCAAAGUAUAUUAUUCUUAUCUGUAGCCCAAAAUAUAUUUCUCAUAAGGUAACUACUUUGUGAGGGCAUAUCACUAGACUACAAUACUUGAACGUAACUUUUUGUUCUAGAUAAAUGCACGCAAAUUAAGCAAUGCCUGAUAAAUUUAUGUUUUCCAAUUUAUGCAUAUUACUUCCAUUCGGUAAGAUGAAUGGACGCUGUAUAGAAUAUCUCAGAUACUAUUCUUUUAGCAUAAUUUGGACGCUACAGAUAACGUAGUUGUUUUAUGUUGUAGAAUAGUUAUAAUGAAACAGGCUUCCUAUAGCAGUAUUUAUAUUCAUUUCUAAAUUACAGUUCACGAGCAAUUUCUCUGUUUUCACAAAACAUUCACAAUAGAACAUACGUUCACUAAUAAUCAGUUUUUAAUUCAUAUAUAUUUCAAGUUUCAAAUACGGUAUUUAUUCAUGUGUGAUUUGUAUAAGCUCGGCCCGCAUAGCACGGCAUGCACGGGCGGCACCGCUCAUUGUUAUAUAACGGCACACUCGCCAGCGCUCGGCAGUGACGUCACGUACCGUAUUUAACCAUGUUGCGCAUAGCUGUUAUCUGAAUUUAGUAUAAUGUAUUCAGUCAUUGAAUGCAGGUCCCAUUAUUAUUUACCGUAUUAAAUCUUGUGUUCACUAUUUAACUCUGGAGUGUACACCUGAAUCAGCUAUAGUUCAUGACGACACAUGUACCGUAUUUAAUGUAAAAUAAGUUAUCAGACAUGUCUUUGUUCAAGAAAGGUGUUGUUAUAAUCUUUCAUAUGAAGGCUUUUGUAAACAUUGUUCAGAUGUUAUUUAUGAGCACCUUAAAUAUAUAGACCAAACAUUAUGAGUCAUUAUCAAUGAGUAAUUUAAUGUGAAUUGAUUAUAAUGUCGGCAUUAUAUCAAAUGUUUACUGCUAUAAUAUAAAUGAAUAUCCAAUGAGUUGAGCUUACACUUUACACUUUGUUAUUAUUUUACAAAUGGUGUUUUAAUUAUAAAUGUGUUACGUAAUCUUUUGCAAUGUUAUAUUAGGCUGUAACUUGAAUGGGUACUGAUACGUCUCUGAAGUUAAGGCAUUGUUCUCAAAGUGAGAUCACAUAACAAGCAAUUGUUUAUUAACUCAUGCCUAUUAUAUAACAAAGAAUAUCUUAACAGUUUUGGUAUCACUGCUUAAUUAUUUGUCUGAUUAUGUCUAUAUGCUUGAUGAUGAAGGAGAUUGUCUGACUAUGUCUAUAUGCUUGAUGAUGAUGGAGAUUGUCUGACUAUGUCUAUAUGUUUGAUGAUGAUGAAGGAGAUUGUCUGACUAUGUCUAUAUGCUUGAUGAUGAUGAAAACAUUUAAUAAAGAAUUCCUGCUUUGCCUGAGAA
This is a messenger RNA of Haliotis rufescens (red abalone), 11054 nucleotides long. RefSeq lists its product as uncharacterized. The coding region runs from base 244 to 6450 and encodes 2068 amino acids. NCBI's taxonomy places the organism in Eukaryota, Metazoa, Mollusca, Gastropoda, Lepetellida, Haliotidae. Gene Ontology annotation, molecular function: protein binding. The record is from RefSeq and is a predicted model, not a curated record. The transcript has 4 exons.